AUGGAAAAGCCGCGUGCUCCCAAGGGACGUUGGUACAUGGCAGGUGCUGCCGUGGCGGCAUUGGCGCUGGUGGGCGUUGUGGCGAAGGUGUCCCACUCCUCGCUCUCCAAGUCCAAGACGCUGGAUGAGAUCGAGAAUUGGGGGGAGCUUCCAGGAAUGGACCAGGUCAUCCACAAGGCCCAGGCCCUGAAGAUGGACAAGCCCUUGCGCAACCUGCAAGACCUGUUCUACGACUCCCAGCCGGAGGAGCUGCCCUGGAUCCGUACAGAGUGCGUGAUCGACACGGUCCAGGCCGCAGCCUACCUUGCCCAAGCCGUCGUCUUCCUGUACAAGGCCAUCGACUACGACGGCCUGGAGUGCCCCAACAACUCCCCGGUGGGCUGCGCUGCCAGUGUGGCCGGCUUCAUCACCUCCAUCACCUGGAUUGCCUCCUACCUGUCCUUCGCGGCGAACGCCUGCGGCCAGGCCGUGAACAACGGAGCGCUUUGCGCAGGUGACUUCACGGCCCUGAUGGCCAACUUCGGCGAGAUUGCCACCGUGGGCGCCGCCGCCAGAGCUGACUGCGACUUCGGCAAGAACGCCCUCCAGAUCCUCACGAGGACG
Symbiodinium necroappetens is the source of this 603-nucleotide messenger RNA. The record is from the annotation of a GenBank genome assembly. Lineage: Eukaryota; Dinophyceae; Suessiales; Symbiodiniaceae.